AUGGAAGAAGAAACAGAAGUUAAAUCUGAACCCUUAGUUGACACCCCCGUAGCUGCAGAUGAAAAUGCCACAGGUGUAGCUACACCCACUCUGAUGCCGGCAACGACCUUGAAUAGUUCCGAUUGCCGGGGUGAAUUGAUUUUAGAACCUGAAGAAGCUGAUCACAUAAACGAUGUAUUAUCGCAAACAGACUUUAGGUUUGUAAUUUAUGUGAACGAGCAAGAGUCGGCAAAACCACCUAAAAAAUCAAGACCUGAUCCAGCACUAUGGGCUGCCGGCCUCAUCGACGGCGCGACUAGCCCAUACGAAGCUAGACAUAGAAGAUCGUAUUCAUCUUUGAGGUCAAGAGACAGCGCAGAGGACGAUGCUCUGACGUUGUCGUCUUUCGAUGCCUCAGAGAAACGCUCAUUACGUAAACGUAAACAGCGGGUAAGGUACUACGAUGAGUUUGCCGAAGAUUUCGCUGAAUCCAACUACCGCGAAGUUAGACAUGAAAGGUCACAUAAGAGCCAUAAAGAGGCUCUGAGGAAACAUAGUUCCGGUAGUUACGAAAAACGUCAGUUAUACAGAUCAGUACCCGUGCUCAGCCGAAACUUGCCAAAGCUUCCUAAAGAUACUUGGGAAUACACAGCGUACCGAACAUUGCAGUCUAUUAAAUAUAUGGACAGUGAAAAGUGGUUCUGGUACCCCGUAGAUCCUAUAGCUGAUGGCGUGCCGAACUACAACAGAAUCGUUAAGACCCCAAUGGAUUUCCAUACAAUCACAGAACGUUUACACAUGCGAGAAUACUCAAAUCCAUUCGCUUUUCAAUGCGAUGUGAGGCAGAUAUUUUUCAAUGCCUUUUUAUUUUAUCCCAAAGAUAACCGCAUAUGGCAAGCAGCAGAACACCUGUCACGCAUAUACGAGGAAAAAUUGAGCACUAUAAGAUACCUGAACCCUGAAGAGUUCCACGCCUUGUUAAACAAAGGAGAGGAUGCUAUGCGUGCCAUAUUGCUUGAGUAUAAUGAAACCACUUUCAAUCGCAAGAGCAAGUGGCCAACAAAUGCACAAAGUAGCACUGAUGUCGAUCUUAGUAAACCACUUGAAAAGCGCAAGGCCGCUCAACACAACCGACACAAACAUAUUAUCGAUCAGUUCAUGUACAAUGAUGAUGAUGACGAUAGUUUUAACGAGCUGUCGUCUGUUGCAUCCGCUGACGAAUUCAUGAUGCCCUUAGAGUCGAUGCGUGGUAGACCUCGCAGCUCUAAGAAAAAGGGUUCCAAUGGGAGGAUGUAUUACAUCCAGAGGCGACCCAGGGCUGGUGAGACAUCUGAAAAUAGUGAUUCAGAUUCUCGAUUACGUUUCAUGGGUGAAGUCGUAAUACCUGAGGUUGGAUUUGUUCCACCGCCACCACCCCCAACGCUGCCGGCACUGCAAAAAGUCGGAGCUAUGGAACGCGGCCUCACACCCGCACAGACACGUACACUAGAUAUCAACCUCUCACGAUUAGCCCCGAACCAACGCAAAGCUGCAUUGGAACUGGUAGAGGACGACCUUGGUAUACUCGCGGAAGUAUUUAUGAACGACACUACAUUUACUUUCGAUCCUUCGCUUCUAUCGGUGGACAAACAAAGGAGAAUCUUCAUUUAUAUUAACCAAAUGGUAAAACGUAACAUUGAGGAUAUGCAGGCGGCAUACGAACGUAACAGGAAGUCGAGACCUUCUAAGCCAGGCACGGCACGCGACACGACGGAGCCAAACAAGGCCAACCCUUCGCAGAUGUUCGAUGCUUCAAGCAGUAGUAGUUCUACAAUCUCAGAUGUGGCGUCCAACUUCUUGAGUUCCGAUGAUUUCUUCGACUCGUCAGAUGACGAAAGAGGAAAUGUGAGCCAAAGUCCCGAGCAGCCACCAGCGAAUGAUACGCCGCUGCCGGAAUAUACUCCUGUGGAUGAGCUCAAGCCGGAAAAGGUGCAGUUGACACGUGGCAUCAUGGGUGAUCACGUUGACUUCCUUGCCCAUGUGGAGUCCCCACCACUAACCGAGGACGGUUCCGCUGGUCAGCAAAGUAAAAAGAGUGCGUGGACUGAAUGGAAGGGCCAAGCUAUUCAUCACGGAACCGUCGCGCAACAGAACGGUGUGAAGCCACGUAGCGUUGACGAGAAGAUUGCAGAAUCUUUUGACGCAAGGAUAUGA
This is a messenger RNA of Babesia sp. Xinjiang, 2172 nucleotides long. RefSeq names its product Bromodomain-containing factor 1. NCBI's taxonomy places the organism in Eukaryota, Apicomplexa, Aconoidasida, Piroplasmida, Babesiidae. The record is from RefSeq and is a predicted model, not a curated record. Gene Ontology annotation, molecular function: protein binding. The transcript has a single exon. Bases 1 to 2172 code for a protein of 723 amino acids.